This is a messenger RNA of Pecten maximus, 2640 nucleotides long. RefSeq lists its product as uncharacterized. Lineage: Eukaryota; Metazoa; Mollusca; Bivalvia; Pectinida; Pectinidae. Bases 28 to 1662 code for a protein of 544 amino acids. The transcript is spliced from 2 exons. The record is from RefSeq and is a predicted model, not a curated record.
GCGAUUACAGUCAGUUUUAGAGGACUAAUGUGUACAACACGGACAGACUAUAUCGUGGUUACCUGUAGACUGUGUACAAUGUUGACAGACUAUAUCGUGGUUACCUGUAGACUGUGUACAACAUUGACAGACAAUAUCGUGGUUACAUGUAGACUGUGUACAACAUUGACAGACAAUAUCGUGGUUACAUGUAGACUGUGUACAACAUUGACAGACAAUAUCGUGGUUACAUGUAGACUGUGUACAACGUUGACAGACUAUAUCGUGGUUACAUGUAGACUGUGUACAACACGGACAGACCAUAUCGUGGUUACAUGUAGACUGUGUACAACACGGACAGACAAUAUCGUGGUUACAUGUAGACUGUGUACAACACGGACAGACCAUAUCGUGGUUACAUGUAGACUGUGUACAACGUUGACAGACUAUAUCGUGGUUACAUGUAGACUGUGUACACUAUUGACAGACCAUAUCGUGGUUACAUGUAGACUGUGUACACUAUUGACAGACCAUAUCGUGGUUACAUGUAGACUGUGUACAACGUUGACAGACCAUAUGGUGGUUACAUGUAGACUGUGUACACUAUUGACACACCAUAUCGUGGUUACAUGUAGACUGUGUACAACGUUGACAGACCAUAUCAUGGUUACAUGUAGACUGUGUACAAUGUUGACAGACCAUAUCGUGGUUACAUGUAGACUGUGUACAACACGGACAGACCAUAUCGUGGUUACAUGUAGACUGUGUACAAUGUUGACAGACCAUAUCGUGGUUACAUGUAGACUGUGUACAAUGUUGACAGACUAUAUCGUGGUUACAUGUAGACUGUGUACAAUGUUGACAGACCAUAUCGUGGUUACAUGUAGACUGUGUACAACACGGACAGACCAUAUCGUGGUUACAUGUAGACUGUGUACAAUGUUGACAGACCAUAUCGUGGUUACAUGUAGACUGUGUACAACGUUGACAGACCAUAUCAUGGUUACAUGUAGACUGUGUACAAUGUUGACAGACCAUAUCGUGGUUACAUGUAGACUGUGUACAACACGGACAGACCAUAUCGUGGUUACAUGUAGACUGUGUACAAUGUUGACAGACCAUAUCGUGGUUACAUGUAGACUGUGUACAACACGGACAGACCAUAUCGUGGUUACAUGUAGACUGUGUACAACACGGACAGACCAUAUCGUGGUUACAUGUAGACUGUGUACACUAUUGACAGACAAUAUCGUGGUUACAUGUAGACUGUGUACACUAUUGACAGACUAUAUCGUGGUUACAUGUAGACUGUGUACACUAUUGACAGACCAUAUCGUGGUUACAUGUAGACUGUGUACAAUGUUGACAGACCAUAUCGUGGUUACAUGUAGACUGUGUACAACAUUGAUAGACCAUAUCGUGGUUACAUGUAGACUGUGUACACUAUUGACAGACCAUAUCAUGGUUACAUGUAGACUGUGUACACUAUUGACACACCAUAUCGUGGUUACAUGUAGACUGUGUACAACGUUGACAGACAAUAUCGUGGUUACAUGUAGACUGUGUACAACAUUGACAGACAAUAUCGUGGUUACAUGUAGACUGUGUACAACACGGACAGACCAUAUCGUGGUUACAUGUAGACUGUACAAUGUUGACAGACAAUAUCGUGGUUACAUGUAGACUGUACAAUGUUGACAGACCAUAUCGUGGUUACAUGUAGACUGUGUACAACGUUGACAGACCAUAUCAUGGUUACAUGUAGACUGUGUACAACGUUGACAGACUAUAUCGUGGUUACAUGUAGACUGUGUACAAUGUUGACAGACCAUAUCGUGGUUACAUGUAGACUGUGUACAAUGUUGACAGACUAUAUCGUGGUUACCUGUAGACUGUGUACAAUGUUGACAGACCAUAUCGUGGUUACAUGUAGAUCGUGUACAAUGUUGACAGACCAUAUCGUGGUUACAUGUAGACUGUGUACACUAUUGACAGACCAUAUCGUGGUUACAUGUAGAUCGUGUACAAUGUUGACAGACAAUAUCGUGGUUACAUGUAGAUCGUGUACAAUGUUGACAGACUAUAUCGUGGUUACAUGUAGACUGUGUACAAUGUUGACAGACUAUAUCGUGGUUACAUGUAGACUGUGUACAAUGUUGACAGACCAUAUCGUGGUUACAUGUAGAUCGUGUACAAUGUUGACAGACCAUAUCGUGGUGAUGUGUAGACCAUGUACAACGUUGAGAGACUAUAUCGUGUUUACAUAGAGACUGUGUACAACGUUCAUACGGGCUGUGUUUCGAGAUUAAAAUACGACGUAUUAAGUUAUGACUACGUAUGCUAUUCUUUUUGAUACGCCAUAUAACAUACAUGAUGUCAUUCUUACCUGUUAUGACACGUGAUAUCAUGUACCUAUUAUUACGUGUGAUGUCAUACCUGCUAUGACACGUGAUAUCAUUCUUACCUGUUAUGACACGUGAUAUCAUUCUUACCUGUUUUGACACGUGAUAUCAUACCUGUUAUUACGUGUGAUGCGAUAUAAUGUAUGACAUGUAAUGUCAAACCUAUUACCAGUAUAUGUCAUGUAAUAUUUAUUAUUAAAUUAUGAUAUGAAUUUGUUAAAUGUCGGUGUUUAUAAAAAUAAAUUGAGCAUAACAUUUU